Messenger RNA from Paralichthys olivaceus (Japanese flounder), 1429 nucleotides. RefSeq names its product calponin 1, basic, smooth muscle, b (gene cnn1b). NCBI's taxonomy places the organism in Eukaryota, Metazoa, Chordata, Actinopteri, Pleuronectiformes, Paralichthyidae. The record is from RefSeq and is a predicted model, not a curated record. Gene Ontology annotation, molecular function: actin filament binding. Gene Ontology annotation, cellular component: actin cytoskeleton. Gene Ontology annotation, biological process: actomyosin structure organization; actin filament organization.
GAACAUCUGGAGCAGCUGCGACGCAAAGAGCAGGAGGGGACAGAGAGGGACAGACGGGGACAGACAGGGACAGGAGGACACGCAGGGAUUUUGUCUGGACUCUUUUUAUUCUCAGUGUUGGACGCAGAGCUGCUCCUCCAUUUUUUUUUAAAAAAAACCCUCCUCCUCCUCCUCCUCUUCCUCAGCUGCAGGAUGACAACACAUUUCAGGAGCGGACCUGCCUUCGGACUUUCUGCGGAGGUCAAGAGCAAACUCGCCGGGAAGUACGACCCCCAGAAGGAGGAAGAGCUCCGGCUGUGGAUCCAGGACGUGACCGGCAAGAGGAUGGGAGACAACUUCAUGGAGAGUCUGAAGGACGGCGGGCUGCUGUGCGAACUCAUAAACGUUCUGCAGCCAGGUUCUGUGAGAAAGAUCAACAACUCCAGUCAAAACUGGCACCAGCUGGAAAACAUCGGGAAUUUUGUGCGUGCGAUCACAGAGUACGGCCUGAGGCCACAUGACAUCUUCGAGGCCAACGAUCUGUUCGAGAAUGUCAACCACACUCAGGUCCAGAGCACACUCAUCGCUCUGGCUGGCAUGGCCAAGUCUAAAGGUUUCCAGUCCAAGUACGACUUAGGAGUGAAGUAUGCCGAGAAGCAGCAGCGCCGCUUCGCUCCAGAGAAGCUGAGGGAGGGACGCAACAUCAUCGGCCUGCAGAUGGGCACCAACAAGCUCGCCAGCCAAAAGGGCAUGACCUCUUACGGCACGCGACGCCACCUGUAUGACUCCAAGAUGGGUAUGGACAACCCGCUGGACCAAUCUACCAUCAGCCUACAGAUGGGCACCAACAAGGGAGCCAGCCAGUCCGGAAUGACGGCUCCGGGAACCAGGAGGCACAUCUUCGACAAGAAGCUGGAGCUGGAGAACUGCGACACCACCACCAUCUCUCUGCAGAUGGGCACCAACAAAGUGGCGUCCCAGCAGGGCAUGACCACCUACGGCCUCCCCCGCCAGGUCUUUGACAACAAGUACUGCGCCAACCCCACCGAGGUCUUCGACAACGGCAGCGAGGCCGAGUUCGACGGCUACAACCAGUACUCAGACGAAUAAGAAAUAAAGGAAUGAAUCACGGACAGCCACACUGAACCCGCCCCCACCCUCCAUUUUGCUUAAACUCCAGACAAACGACUGCGACGAGCAGAUUAGUAUUUAUCGCUGACUCGUGCCGUCGUCGUCUUCCCUGCCCAUCACGUAUUUUUACUCUUAGGAAGUAAAAGGGAUGAAAAGUGUUCACACUGACCGCACGGUGAACGAUUCAGUGCAGCGGCCGACUUCUGUAUGUGAAUUUAAUAACUGCUAAAUAACCAAAAAUGCUCAGAAGUUGAGAUUUAAUGACCUUUUCUAUUUAUGCAUUUUUUUUUUUAUGUUUUGUUAUUAGAGAUUUNCCCCG